Actinia tenebrosa (Australian red waratah sea anemone) is the source of this 2058-nucleotide messenger RNA. RefSeq names its product neuronal acetylcholine receptor subunit alpha-10. Gene Ontology annotation, molecular function: transmembrane signaling receptor activity; extracellular ligand-gated monoatomic ion channel activity. Gene Ontology annotation, biological process: monoatomic ion transmembrane transport. Gene Ontology annotation, cellular component: membrane. The record is from RefSeq and is a predicted model, not a curated record. NCBI's taxonomy places the organism in Eukaryota, Metazoa, Cnidaria, Anthozoa, Actiniaria, Actiniidae.
CCCAAUCGUUAUACGACAGUAAGGUACUUAAGCGCACAAAAGGUGGCUUUGYAUCACUAUUUAUCCGCAGUUUGAGCAAGAAAGCCGGAAAGAAAAAGAUGGCUCAUAGUCUGCACAGUCUUGUAGUUGUCUUAACUGUUACGAGACUGGUCGAUUGUAUCAACUAUCAACAGCUAUUAUUACGAGACUUGUUCCGCAAUUACGAUAGUGACGCCAAUCCAGGGGGAACCGGAAAUGAAUUAAGUGCAAAAGGAGCAUCCGUUACGUUUGCAGCAAAGCUCGUUAGGGUGAUUGAACUGAACGAAAGAGCCAAUACCAUACAGACACAAUGGUGGAUCCAGCAGAAAUGGAUUAACAAAGACCUUUCAUGGAACAAGACCAAAUAUGGAAAUGUGACAGUGGUGUACGUGGACCCGAAAAGGGUCUGGACACCAGAUAUCCUUCUCCACAACAGCGUUCGAUUGUUCGACAGUGCGGCGGACGACGAUCGCCUUAGCGGUAGCACCGAUAAAUACAAGACAAAGAUUGGGAUUUACCCUGAUGGACAACAUUACUGGCUGGCUCCAGCUAUGUUUAAGAGCGUCUGUGACGUCAAUACAAGGUUUUUCCCGUUCGACGAUCAGACGUGUACCCUACAGUUUGGAUCCUGGGCGUUCGACAGUUCCAAGUUGGACAUGAUUUUUGACCGGAAUGAGAGCGGAACCAGCCCUUACCAAAUGAACACAGAAUGGGAGCUAUUGGCUUUUGAUGCUACAUUGAAAUAUACAAAAUACUCUUGCUGCCAAUAUCCUUACACAAGCGUGCUUCUUGAAGUCAAACUAAGACGUCGGUUCUAUUACUAUAUGGUCAACCUUGUCGUGCCUUGCUCCCUGAUCGCCAUCAUGGUACUUUUGUCCUUUGUACUACCUCCAGAGGCUGGCGAGAGGAUUAGUCUUGGAAUUACCGUUCUCAUGGCAAUGGCUAUAUUCCAGGAACUGACGUCAGAGAAACUGCCCGUUGAGUCAACCCACACACCAUUACUAGCCCAAUACUAUUCCAGUGCAAUAGCAGAAAUCGGCCUCGCUAUUUUUGCYACUUCAAUUAUCCUCAACUUUCAUUAUCGCAAGAACAAGAUGCCAAAUUACCUUCGAAAGCUGAUCUUCUCGUUCGCUGGCCCAAUCGUUGGCAUGAAAAAGUAUAAGGAUUUAGCAAGAUCGGAGAAACUUCUGCGAAGAGGUCAAGAGCGAGCAAAUGGAACGUCAAACGACAACGAACACUUCAAGAAAGGAAACAAUUGUGAGUUAAAGUCAUUGAGCCUUCUACAAAACGAUUUGAUUGCCUGUGAGAAAGAGCCAAGAAAUGAGUUCCAACGCGGUAAAAAUCACAGCAGCAUCCGGGAAACUCACAUUCUUGAAGACAGUGAAGAUAACAGCGCUGACCAGGAAGACAAAGGUGAUAAUGUCGAGAAGGAACUCGCGGACAUCUACGCUAAAGAAUGGCAGGAAGCGGCCCGAAUCCUUGAUCGACUAGUUCUUCUCGUUGCCAUUGUUGUGUGCAUCUGUACUUUUGCUGCUAUUUUUAUUCAAGCGCCAAGAGUUCAAGAACAUCUUUUUGGGGAUCCCGCUAUCACGGAGGAGCAGAGAUUACUCCUCAGAAGAAAAUGAACAACACUUUCCUGGACAAAAUAAUUGACUUUUUGCGAGUUUAAAUUACCGCUUUGUUCCUUUAGCAAGGACUCAUUUACUCUGGGUUGGCCUCGAAUCAGUGCCUAAAUAUACACUAAUACCAACGAUAAAAUAAAGAAUGCACAACUAACAUUACGCGGAAUACUUCGAAAUUCAACGAACGUUYACUGGAGCACAUAAAUAUGCUGCACAAAAUUGAGGCUAACCCUAAGCAACAGAGAAAUCGAAACUGGAGUAUUCGUUUAUCAGCAAUUGUUAUGUAGUCAUGAACGGACCUUCGAGAUAACAAUAAUAAUUAAUAAUAACAGCAUUUAUAUCAUUAACACAUCGUUGCAUUACAAAUAAAUUAAUUACGAUGUGUUUACUAGAUAAUAAUAAACGAAAAAUAACGAAA